Messenger RNA from Angiostrongylus costaricensis, 879 nucleotides. The record is from the annotation of a GenBank genome assembly. NCBI's taxonomy places the organism in Eukaryota, Metazoa, Nematoda, Chromadorea, Rhabditida, Metastrongylidae.
AUGUUAACGGCCCACCAAUAUUUGUUGGAAAUGCGUCUAUCACUGAAUAUUGGAAUCAUUUUCAGGCGAGUUGACAGUUUCUAUGACGUAACAGCUACGUAUGAAGCGUUUAAAUCGAAUAUGGCCAAAAACAGAUACUCAGAUGUUGUCUGUACCGAUUCAACACGAGUAAAGCUAAGAUUGGGUGAAAAGGAAUUUGGGGAUUACAUUCACGCAAAUUAUAUCAACUCUACGCUUUUGACAACGAAAUUUAUUUGCACUCAGGGACCUUUGCAGUCUACCAUUCACGACUUUUGGCGGAUGAUCCUUCAAGAGAGGAUAGAAUCAAUUUUAAUGUUAUGCAAGCUAUGUGAAGAUGGUCGACCGAAAUGCUCUGUUUAUUGGCCAGAAGUGGUUGGAGAGACAAAGUUAAUGCCAACUUUGAAAGUGACGAACACAGGAGAAGAAGUCGAUGAAUUCGCUUCAACGACAUCAAUGAUAGUUGAGCUGAAUCCAGAAUACAGUACAUAUUGUUUAAUUUCGUGGCCCGAUCGAGGUGUUCCUGAUCAUAAUUCAUGUCGAAUACCUCUUCAGUUACUUGACCGAGUACGACAUGCUCCAUGCGUGAUCCAUUGUUCAGCUGGGAUUGGGCGGACAGGAAGUCUUGUUGCGCUGGAAAUAGCGCUCCAAAAAGUGGUCGCUGGGAGUAGAAUCGACUUUGAACAGAUCGCACGUGAAUUGCGGUGUGCCCGAGCGCAAUGCAUCCAAACGGAGGUGCAGUACCUCUAUAUUCACCGAGUGAUGAUCGAGAAUGCCCUUCUGCACAUAAAUCUGGACGAAUCUACAAGAAUAACAGGACAAAAGUUUUUGCGAGGUUAUGAUAAAAAAAUGCGGAAAUAG